Messenger RNA from Didymodactylos carnosus, 681 nucleotides. NCBI's taxonomy places the organism in Eukaryota, Metazoa, Rotifera, Eurotatoria, Philodinida, Philodinidae. The record is from the annotation of a GenBank genome assembly.
AUGGAACAAUUGCUCAAUGAAAUAUUUUUGGACUACAUUGUUAUGUACCUGAAAGGGUAUGAUAUUGUCUAUUCGUGUAGUAAUGUAAAUGCUCGUUUCGAUGAACUCAUUUACUCUUAUACGUGUCAUUUAAAUAUAACUAUUCCAUAUGAUCUUGAUCAAUUAUAUCGAACUAUACUACCAAGAAUUUGUAAGCAUAUUCGAUCAUUUAAACUUGACGAUAAAGAACAUCGAUUAAUUACAAAAGAAAUGCAUCGAUUCACAUUCUUGCAAUCACUCACAACAAUGAACAUCAUGGAUAGUAAAAUAUAUCCAGUAUCAUCAAUUCAACACUUGUCAAAUUUAAAAACGGCUUUUGCGUGUACAAUUCAUAAUACCGAUUGCGCUAAGAUUGUUUCACAAGACAUUUGUAAAUAUAUAAUUCAAGUCGAACGACGAAUUGGAAAAUUAUCAAUCAAAAACUUAACGUUUACACUGUACAAGAAUUGUAUGGGAUUGUGUACCAAUUUGAAAAAACUGACGGUCAGAGUGCGUCGUGUCUGCGAUAUGCUUACACUAGUACAAUAUGUACCGUUAAUUGAAUAUUUAGACGCGAAACUUGUUGUAAGGUUCUUUACUGAAUUAGCAGAAACCCAUAAUAUAUCCACAUGUAUUCAGUUAAGUCAGAAUCAACGAUCGUAA